AUGAAAACAUCCAAACUGACUUGGACGACCAUUCACGAACCACCACCUCUCAAAAACGACUGGAAAGAAUAUGUUGUCCAUUCAUCGAGAUUCAUUCGAUUAAAUACCGCCACAUCGGAUCCCAAAAUGAUUCUCAAGAUGUCCUUUUCUCCUUCAAAAAAGAAUAUCAAAUUUAUGAUUUAUGUAUCCUCCAAAACAUGGGAUGCCUCGAGAAGCUCAUCAUGGUUUAGCAAUGUGGAAAGUUUUGAAUUGUUGAGUAGAGAAGAACGAACGUUUUUUCAGCAAUGCAGCAAACUGAAUUGUCUCUCAAAAUUUCCACAUUGUGGAGACUUUCAUGUCAAAAUGCGAAAUGGUGAAAAGACUGGCUUCAUCAUUAGCAGCGAGAGAUGGGAGAGUUUUCCACCCAAAUUUAGAUUUAUUUGUGUACCAUAUGAAUCAGUAAAUGGUAAAAAACACAUUUUAGAGGAAUAUAUUACCAUCACACAAGAUGACAUUGAAAGACCAAAAUAUUCUCUCCAACAAUUUGGCCUUCAAAACAAGAAAGAUCCUUCUAUUGAGCUGUACUACCUGAUGAACGUCAUAAGGUAUCAUUAUGAGAAUGGAACACAACAUGACAAAAAAGCCAUUGAAGAAUCUGUGGUGAAUGCCCUAAGUUUACAAACCUUAGAAACCUGUUAUCAAGGAUUUUUUGAAGAUUUAAAGGAAAUAGAGGAAGAUCGCAAAUAA
This is a messenger RNA of Naegleria fowleri, 726 nucleotides long. RefSeq lists its product as uncharacterized. The coding region runs from base 1 to 726 and encodes 241 amino acids. NCBI's taxonomy places the organism in Eukaryota, Heterolobosea, Eutetramitea, Acrasida, Naegleriidae. The transcript has a single exon. The record is from RefSeq and is a predicted model, not a curated record.